AUGACGCUUAUCCACAACCAGUCAGAAGGAUGCCUCACGAUCUUCUCUAAUUUCCCUGAUAUAAAUCAAACUCUUCUUCUUCCUCUCUCUCUCUCAGCUUGGCAUUAUGUUGGUGUGGUGGGAGGAUUUGCCUUCAUCCUCAUCCAACUCAUCCUUAUCAAAGCUUUUGCACACACCUGGAACAAGAACUGGUUGACUGGAGCAGCAGAGAACAAGCGUUGGUAUCUGGCGGUGACAUGUGCCACGCUCUUCUUCUACACAAUCACCACCAUGGCCUUCACUUUCAUGUACAAGUACUACACGCACCCCAUCGCCUGCCAACUCAACAAGGCCCUGCUGUGGAUCAACCUGGGGCUCUGCGGCCUCAUGUCCUUCAUAGGCACGCCGUGCGUCAAGCAGAAACAGCCUCGAUCAGGACUCCUUCAAGCCUCCAUCAUCAGCUGUUACGUCAUGUACCUUACUUUCUCUGCGCUGUCCAGCCGCCCGCAAGAGCAAAUUGUGUAUCAGGGCAUGAACAUGACCGUCUAACCCCUAACCCAAGAAGGCAUCCAGAAGGAAGGCAACGCCAAGGCAAUCAUCGGGGCCGUCAUCAUGUACUGCUGUGUGCUCUUUGCAUGUAAUGAAGCUUCGUACCUGGCCGAGAUGUUUGGUCCAUUUUGGAUGAUCAAAGUUUACCGUUAUGAGUUUCAGAAAGCGACCUGCUGCUUCUGCUGCCCUGAGGAGGAGGAAGUGGAUGAGGAGUUCGCGAUUGAUGACGAGCACAAAGGCUGUCAGAAGGUCAUUCAUAAUGAGACGCAGAGAGUGGCUUACAGCUACUUCUUCUUUCAUUUUGUCUUCUUCCUGGCCUCGCUCUACGUCAUGAUGACCCUUACUAACUGGUUCAGCUACGAGUCAGUCGUGUUGGAGACCACGUUCACCCAAGGCAGCUGGUCCACCUUCUGGGUGAAGAUGUCAUCCUGUUAGGCCUGCGUCAUCCUCUACCUGUGGCUCCUGCUGGGUCCUCUGUGCAGAUGUCAGACUGAAUCCAGACCUCGACGCUCACACAUCAAACGACGCUCAGCAUCCUCCCGCCACGUCUCCGUCAGCAUCUGA
Cheilinus undulatus (humphead wrasse) is the source of this 1092-nucleotide messenger RNA. Its product is annotated as serine incorporator 4-like. The record is from RefSeq and is a predicted model, not a curated record. Gene Ontology annotation, cellular component: membrane. Lineage: Eukaryota; Metazoa; Chordata; Actinopteri; Labriformes; Labridae.